AUGUACGCCGCUCAGAAUAUAACGCCAACAGUUUUGGAUGCUAUGAAUGGAAAUGUUUCCGAAUGGUAUAACGAAUGCGACAAUGCCAUUAGAAGGUCAGAAAUAGUUCCUGGAACUUACGAAUAUACAACUGCUGUUUCUUAUGGAAAUGUAGGUGAGUUUGGAGAAGGUUCUUCAACAACAGUAGAUAUUGCUUGCGACAGGUUUCAUAUAAUUUCUAUUGACAACUCAUUCUUAUACGUGGAACAAGACAUUGAAAUAAAACCUUCUGUCAAGUUGUCUGACAAGAAAGGUUGCAAUGGAAUUUUCUAUGUCGGAUACCAAUAUGCUCCAGAAGUUUUCAUGGGAUAUAAGAUAUAUUCUAACUCUGACUUAGUUCAAACAGUAACAUGGGCAAACUAUGAAUGGUUCGCUUUGAGAAACUCAGUACAACCACAAGCUAGAGAACAAACAGACCAGUAUGCAACUAUUGAGAAAAUAAGAAAACUUGACCCUAACGUUCCAGGAGUUUAUGUUGACCUUUCUGGACAAACUGCAGCAGCAGUAACCAAAGUAAAACUGAAACUUAGAGUUCCUUUGUCAUCUUUCCUCAUCUUCAGGUUUUUAAGAUACUUGCCAAACUGGGCAGGAAAAAUUUCUAUCGAACUUACUCCAAGCAAAAAUAACUUAGUCAUUGCACCAACACAAGACCCAUUCACUCUUACAGAAGUAGUGGGAACAAAUAAAAUGUCAUUCGCCGACUUUUGCAAAAACAAAGUUGACUUAGACUUUGGUUUCUCAAACCUCAACACUGAAGUAAACUAUUAUUUCAAUGCUGCUGGAGAUGCUUGGGACCCAGUUAAGUUCACAUGCGAAAAGUUUGAAUGCAAGAGAAUAGAAAGCAGACUUGCAGUCUAUAUGUUGGACCCAGAUAUUUCAAAUGCUUUAGCUGCCAAAUAUAUUGCAGUUCCACUUAUGUUCCCUAUACACCAAAUAUCUGUCAAAGACUUUGCAG
Messenger RNA from Trichomonas vaginalis G3, 994 nucleotides. RefSeq names its product protein of unknown function, DUF4106 family. The transcript has a single exon. The annotation marks the transcript as partial. Lineage: Eukaryota; Parabasalia; Trichomonadida; Trichomonadidae. The record is from RefSeq and is a predicted model, not a curated record.